Molecule: messenger RNA, 2371 nt
Organism: Aspergillus saccharolyticus JOP 1030-1
Lineage: Eukaryota; Fungi; Ascomycota; Eurotiomycetes; Eurotiales; Aspergillaceae
Exons: 3
Coding region: 1-2205 (734 amino acids)
Biological process (GO): carbohydrate metabolic process
Molecular function (GO): hydrolase activity, hydrolyzing O-glycosyl compounds; carbohydrate binding
Source: RefSeq, a predicted model, not a curated record
AUGGGGAUUAUGUGCCACUACCACUCCCAGGCACACAAGGAGUACAUCUGCAGCAUGUACUUCCUCCUAACCCUCCUUCUGGCGGGCUACUGCCUGGCCGACUACUUCCACCCCAACACGACUGGCCUGCGUCUGCAACAUGGCUUCGAGACCCUCCUCAUCCAGCCCUACGGCUACGAUGGCUUCCGCGUGCGCGCCUGGCCGUUCCGCCCGCCCACCGGCCAAGAGAUCAGCUUCCUCUACGAUCCUCCCCUGGAGGGAUUUGAGAACGGCACCGCCCAUGGCAUGAGCUACGACUUGACCUCCACCGGCGAGACCCCCCAGACGCUCCGCAACGGGGAUCUCAUCCUCCGCACGACGGGCUGGGGCGGCAACGCAGGGGGCUACCGGCUCUCGUUCUCGCGCGUCAACGCCGACGGCAGCGAAACCCUGCUCACCAACGAAUACGCCCCGCUCAAGUCGCUGAACCCACGCACCUACACCUGGCCCGGCCCCGGGGCGGAAUUCCGCGCCGAAUUCAGCUUCAGCUCGACCGCCGACGAGCAGUUCUACGGCACCGGCACGCAGCAGGACCACCGCAUCAACAAGAAAGGCUCCGUGAUCGACCUGGUCAACUUCAACACCUACAUCCCGACCCCCAUCUUCGUCAGCAACAAGGGCUACGCCUUCGUGUGGAACACGCCCGCUGAAGGCCGGAUGGAGCUGGGGACGCUGCGGACGCGGUUCGUCGCCGAAUCCACCACCCUCGUCGACUACGUGAUCGUCACCACCGCCGACAACUCCUCCUCGAAAUACGACACCCUCCAGCGCCGCCUCUCCGCCCUCACUGGCAGGGCCCCCACCCCGCCUGCCUUCAGCCUGGGCUACAUCCAGUCCAAGCUGCGCUACGAGAACCAAAGCGAAGUGGAGCUGCUCGCGCACAACUUCGCCGCGCGCAACAUCCCGGUCUCCCUCAUUGUCAUCGAUUACCAAUCCUGGGCGCACCAAGGCGACUGGGCGCUGGACCCGCGCCUGUGGCCGAACGUCAGCCACAUGGCCACCGUGGUGCGCAACACCACCGGCGCCCAGAUGAUGGCCUCCCUAUGGCCCAGCGUCGCCGACAACUCCCUCAACUACGCCGCCCUGCAAGGCCAGGGCCUCCUCUCCGCGACGCGCUCCGGCCCCGGCACCACCGACAGCUGGAACGGGAGCUACAUCCGCAACUACGACGCCACCAACCCCCGGGCCCGGGAGUUCCUCUGGGCGGCCCUCCACCGCAACUACUACACCCAAGGCAUCCAGAACUUCUGGAUCGACCAAGCCGACGGCGGCGCCCUCGGCGAGGCCUACGAGAACAACGGACAAAGCACGUACAUCCAAUCCAUCCCCUACGCGCUCCCCGACGUGCUCUACGCCGCCGGCACCCAACGCAGCGUCGGCAAACUCUACCCGUGGGCCCACCAACAGGCCAUCGACGAGGGAUUCCGCAACGCCUCCGCCACCGCCCCGGGCUCCGCAUGCCCGCACAUCUCGCUCAGCCGCAGCGGCUACAUUGGCUCGCAGCGCUGGUGCAGCAUCAUCUGGUCCGGCGACACCACCUCCGUCUGGGAGACGCUCGCCGCCCAGAUCGCCUCCGGCCUCUCCGCCGCCGCCACCGGCGGCAACAUCGACACCGACGAAUUCCGCGAGCUGUAUGUGCGGUGGUUCGCGUGGGCGACCUUCCUCCCGUUCAUGCGGACGCAUGGGAAUCGUGCGUGCAACGUCCAAGAGGCCUACACCUGCGCGAACGAGCCGUGGUCCUACGGCGCGGAGAACACGCGCGUGCUGGUGGGGUACAUCCACCUCCGCUACCAGCUGGCGCAGUAUCUGACGCAGGUGUUUGAGCGGUUCAGCCGCGAGGGGAGGAGCAUUAUGCGGCCGCUGUAUAUGGAUUUCGAGCAUUCGGACGGAAAUGUGACCGCCUGGGUCGGCGGGAAUGCGAAUUUCACCACGCAGCAGUAUAUGUUCGGGCCGAGGCUGCUGGUGAGUCCCGUCACCAAGCCGAAUGUCUCGCAGUGGGAGGUGUAUCUCCCCGCCACGGGGGAGAAGGGACGGUGGACGAAUUGGUGGUCGAAUGAGACGUACGCGGGUGGGGAGGUCGUGACGGUUGCCGCGCCCAGGGAGCAGAUUCCCUUGUUUUAUCUGGGGAAGAGGGAGGAGAUUCUCAGUGGGGAGGUGUUUGCGUGAGCUGGUGGAUGGCCGGGGGUUGGGUUGGGUUGUAUCUGGGAAUUAUUCAGUCAUUGUACUGUACCUGUGGAUCAAGGAUCCCUCUCACGAGAAGUAGAGACUACUAGUACGUAGUUACCAGUAGUUACGAGGAACGAUAAACUGCAUUCCAGCAAACCACAAUAAG